AUGGCAUCACAAGCAACACAAAUGUUCCCAGACCAAUUUCAACAACUUAUCGAAACAAUUAAAUCCCAAGAAAUCAAAUCGAAAAGUUUUGCCAAUUGUUGUACCCAUUUUGCGGGCCAAUGUGACAAUGAUGCCGUCGAAGUGUUAAUCGAUGACAUUGAAACAUACUAAGAAAUGGAACAGAUAUCCGAUUAAGAUGCCCUUCGCGGUUUAUCGCUGCUCUUCAACAGUUUGGCAUCGACCUGGUGGAAAGGUGUACGGCGGGAGGCCAAAACAUGGGAUGAUGCCAUGCGUCUGCUGAGAGAAUAUUUCUCACCAUCGAAGCCGACCUAUCAAAUUUAUUUGGAGAUCUUCGAAAAGAAACAGGGUGAUUUGGUGUUAAUAGAUCCUUUCAUACUGGCCAUGCUGCCCGAGGGUCGUCAUGAUGAGGAAACGGAAUUAGAUUUUGUGUAUGGUCUGCUAAAUGUCAUUCCAAUAUAG
Musca vetustissima is the source of this 480-nucleotide messenger RNA. RefSeq names its product activity-regulated cytoskeleton associated protein 2-like. The transcript has 2 exons. The record is from RefSeq and is a predicted model, not a curated record. NCBI's taxonomy places the organism in Eukaryota, Metazoa, Arthropoda, Insecta, Diptera, Muscidae.